CCACACUCUAGUUACGCUCUGUCUGAUUUGCGCUCUCCGGAUGGCUACAUAUUGCAUCCAAAGUGCUAAUGCAAUGUGCGUGUCCUUCCAUUGCCUCGGGUUGCUGCGUUUGCCAUUCUCAUCCCUCGCGGCUCGCUACGAUUUGCUACCCACCAAGGAGCUCCUUCGAGAGACAAUCGGAGCCAUUGCAACCCCCUCCCAGUCCCUACGGACACUACUCUACGGAGUCCGUACGUACUCAAUCUUUUCUUUCCCCGGUCCACCACCACUGCACCGGCUCCUCUCUUCUACAUCUUUCUUACGGUCCCAUUCGAACCCCACUGUUCGUACAGGAAGCAUCUUCUAUCGCUCUAUGAGCUCUCGUCCUUUUUCCUCUUCUUCGACACCGUCAUCCAUGUCUUGUGCCUUGAGCAGAAGAUAUGCCCGGGCGUGGGUACCUAACAAAUCAGAGGGCCGCUGGGUCAAGGGGAGAUGAGGCACAACCGGCCUGAGAUGGGGUGCGCAGUGCAUCCUGUUUUUUUUUUUUUCCUUCUCCUCCUUUCUGUUUCCCUUCCCUUCUUCGAUUGUGUUUUAUUCCCUUCCACGUCAGGUUCGGGUUGUCCAUCGCAAUCAGGGCCUAGCUCAGCCCGGACCAGCCCAGAUCUUCUUUUCCUCUCAUAUUGCUUCUUUCCCGCCGGGUACCUGCAAGAGAAUGGUGCACUUUCCCACCCCCCCUGGCGUUGC
Colletotrichum acutatum is the source of this 723-nucleotide messenger RNA. RefSeq lists its product as uncharacterized. Lineage: Eukaryota; Fungi; Ascomycota; Sordariomycetes; Glomerellales; Glomerellaceae. The record is from RefSeq and is a predicted model, not a curated record. Bases 41 to 475 code for a protein of 144 amino acids. The transcript has a single exon.